Molecule: messenger RNA, 2010 nt
Organism: Trichobilharzia regenti
Lineage: Eukaryota; Metazoa; Platyhelminthes; Trematoda; Strigeidida; Schistosomatidae
Source: the annotation of a GenBank genome assembly
AUGGUUUUCCAAAUUAACCGAGAGUUUGUAACCGAAGACUUUAAACGUGCAUUUUAUCAGUGUUAUAAUAGAAAAAUUGCAAACAAAAUAUUUGAAAAUGGUAGCCUAAUAGAUCACGAGCCGUUUACAUUCGCGAAAUUCGAUAGUUUUAUCCAGCUUGAACAGAUAACCGAAGAGAUAAUAAAUACAGGACAGUUAGUGCAUGAGGUGAAAAAAGAAAUUGAAAAGUUACCUUUUGUACAAAAAUGCAAUGACUUGUAUACAUUUUCUCAAAGUUGUGAUAUUUUAAAUUUGUGCCAAGAUGUAGAGAAUCCAAAUAACUCUGCGACAUGUCCGCUUAUUAUAAGCUUUAGGACAUUUUUACUAAAUACCGUUCUUCCUUGGUUGAAAGAUAUAACUGGCAUCCCAUUGUAUGAAAACAAAGUCGACUUGACCUCUUCAAUUUAUAAACAAGGAGAUUAUCUUCUGUGUCACGAUGAUGAACUAGAAGGUCGUCGUAUUGCAUUUAUUUGGUACUUAGUCCCUGAUGAUUGGAAUAACCAAAAGGAUGGUGGUGAACUGGAGUUGUUUGACAGUGUGCCAGUGGAGGGUGGUGAAGAUAACAAUAAUGAAGGCAAACUUAUACCCACUAGAAUUUGUGUCUCCUUACCACCGAAGUGUAAUACUUUCACAUUCUUCGAAGUAUCACCAAGAUCAUUUCACCAGGUCGCUGAAGUGUUAGGUAAUACUAAACGUGUAUCAUUACAUGGAUGGUUUCAUGGACCAAGUCUUUGGACUGUGAGCAAUAAUACACUUCAGGGUAUUGAAAAGAUUUCACCUGUGUACAUAGAAGAAGAACUUGUAUAUCAAUGGAUUAACCCAGUUUACUUUGAUACACAACAAUUGAGCAAAAUUCGACGGAAAUUCUAUAAAUCUUCAGAAAUUCAACUGAUUAAUUUCUUGAAGGCGGAUAAAUGGAAGGAAUUGGUGCAGUGCUUAGAUAAUUUAUCUCCAAAUGCUUGGAUUCAUUGUGGUCCUGCCAACAGACGGAAUUAUAAUUGUCUGUCCAAUGAAAAGUUGAAUGAUUCUACAUCUGAUUUAUGUCGUCAACUAAUUCGUCUAUUCAAAUCAGAAGCAAUGCUUGUUGUGUUGAGUGAUAUUACAGGGAUUCGAUUACAUCCAUGCGCUUUAAUAGGUGAAAAAAACAACAAUUCUACUGUUGUAGAUAACGGUGAUCAGGCAAUUGACGAUACUCCAGAAACAAAACGUAUGCGAACUGAUGAUAAUAUAAACAACUCACCUAAAGCUGACAAAUCAUUUGGUGAUCAGUGUUCAACAUAUUUGACGGAGCCAUGUUUACGCAAAUUUCAAGCAGGAAGUUAUACACUACUUUCAGAUGCUGAUAUGCUGAAUCAAGGUUGGCGAGUUGAGUGUAUACUACAUAUUCAUGGAUAUAGUAGUUCUAAUUGUGACGAUAAGGUAGAUAAUAAUCAAUUCACUUGGAAUUCUACGUGUGGUGGACAAACAAUUUAUGUAGCUGAUGGUGAAACAGAGGAAUUGCUUACAGUCACACCAUCGGAUAACGCUUUAACAUUAGUUUACGUGGAUUCAAGUACUACAGGUUUCCUGAAGUAUAUCAAGAAAAGUAGUGUUGGUGUUGGUGUCGAUGUUGGUGGUGGCGGUUGCGGUGGUGGUCGAGCUUCUCUAGAGAAUCAAGGCGUCAAACAAUCUAGGCGUCAUAGUAAUGUACCGUCUACUGGUGAUAAUCAUCAGCAUACUGUUAAAAAACCUGUUCAAUUUUAUGAUUUAUUUGUAAAAUAUUUUGAUUCUACAACAAACGAGGAAGAUGAUGACAAGAUGAACAGUGUUAAUGCUGAGGAGGAAGCCUCUGAUGACGAAGUCACUACGAGCAGUAGUUUAAACGAUGAUAAUGAUAAUAGUGUCGAUGAUGAUGAUGAGUCUGCUGUGUUAUCGCCUGAUGAAAACCAUGAUGACGCUGGUGGUGAUGACGAAAAUCAAGAAAGAGUUUAA